UGUGGCGCCAUCUUGGCUCGUUCUUGUCGCAUUCUCUUGUCAUGCGUAUUCGGUGUUGAAAUGCUUUUUCUCAAAAAUGGUCAUUUAUUCUAAAUGAAACUACUCAUUUGAGUGAUUAUCAUAAACUUUUGUGUGAUGUUAUAUAAUAUUGUUUGAUAGUUUAUCGUAUAAUUCAUAAAACAAUUGUGAACAAAAUGACUACAUCGACCACAACAACUACCCAAAAUCAACCGAAGAAUAAUGGAACAACAUCUACAAAACCACAAAAGAACUACGGGAAGAUAGUUUUAACGCUACAUAACUGCCUUUUACCGGAAUCGGCGUUUAAGGAGACACCCUCACAGGCCGAUGGGUUGGACAUAGACACCGAAACCGAUCUUCGUAUUUUAGGAUGUGAGAUGAUACAAACUGCUGGUAUUCUGCUCAAGCUUCCUCAAGUCGCCAUGGCUACGGGUCAGAUGUAUCUACAAAGGUUUUAUUAUUCUAAAUCCUUCGUGCGUUAUCCGAUGGAAACAACCGCAAUGGGAAGUAUAUAUUUGGCCUCGAAAGUCGAAGAAAAACCUUGCAGAAUCCGUGACGUAAUUAACGUCUUUCAUCACAUAAAACAAGUGAGAGCUCAGAAGACGAUAUCUCCAUUAAUAGUCGAUCAGAAUUAUAUAGAACUGAAAAAUCAGGUCAUAAAAGCGGAGAGGCGUAUUUUAAAAGAAUUAGGAUUUUGUGUGCACGUAAAACACCCCCACAAACUUAUUGUGGUAUAUCUCCAGUUACUCCAAUAUGAAAAGAAUAAACAAUUGAUGCAAAUGGCUUGGAAUUAUAUGAAUGAUGCACUGAGAACUGAUGUAUUCAUGAGAUUCCCCCCUGAAACUAUAGCUUGUGCCUGUAUAUAUUUAACAGCACGUAAAAUCGGCUUACCACUCCCUAAUAACCCACAUUGGUUCUUACUCUUCAAAGUCACCGAGGAGGAGAUCCGUGACAUUUGUGUUAGAAUCCUUCAAUUGUACAAGCGACCAAAGGUUAAUCCUGAAAGUUUAGAAGGAAAGGUGGAUGCCCUACGAAAAAUACAUCAAGCUAACAAGCAAAUCCAAGCUCAAAAGGAGCGGGAAGCUAAAAUGGAGGAAAAGAAGGCAGAAGCGUCUACUGCAUCAACUUCAAAGGAUACUAAACGUGACUCGAAGAGUGAAAAGUCUCCAAAAACACCUCCUCUGUCAUCAAAGUAUCAUACCAGUCAUAAAAAGAGGGAGAGAAGAUCACGGUCACCAUAUGACCGUAAACGAGACUAUCCCAGUAAGAGGCAUAAAUCCAGAUCUCGUGACCGUGAAAUGGACCGUUCCAGAGAACGACGUUCAGAUGAUAAGCGCAGUCGGAUCUCAUCGAGGAAGUAUGAUGAUUAUGAACGGUCAAAGUCUAGUAGGGAUAGCAGGGACGAGAAGAGAAAACAUUGAUAUUCUUAAAAUAAGAUAAAUAAAGACACAUUUUAAUCAA
Molecule: messenger RNA, 1482 nt
Organism: Zerene cesonia (dogface butterfly)
Lineage: Eukaryota; Metazoa; Arthropoda; Insecta; Lepidoptera; Pieridae
Gene: Ccnl1
Product: cyclin-L1
Exons: 1
Coding region: 195-1442 (415 amino acids)
Biological process (GO): regulation of transcription by RNA polymerase II
Cellular component (GO): nucleus
Molecular function (GO): cyclin-dependent protein serine/threonine kinase regulator activity
Source: RefSeq, a predicted model, not a curated record